AUGGUCUUCAGCCACAAGGGUUUAGUGAGCACCUACUACAAGAAACUAACGAUCCAGGCUGCCACUGAUUCUGGCAUCAACACCAAACAGGGUCCCGCCGGAGGGACGAGCUGGCCAGAUGAUGGCCCAGGGUACAGUGAGCCAGUGGCCCCAGAGCAGCCCACCUAUGCCGUGUGUGUGCUGGGCACCGAGACGCAGCUGGAUGUCUACGGCUCUGCCCCCAAGGACUGCACAUCCCUUAGCAUCAAUGCUUCCCCAGGAGUGGUCGUAGAUGUUGCCCACCACCCUCCAGCCAAGAAGAAUCUCACAGGUUCCUCCAAGUGGCCCCUGGACCCUGGGCUGGAGGUGAGCCUGAAGAUGAGAGCUGCCAGCGAUAGCACAGGUGACCGGAAGGUUCAGAUUUCAUACUAUGGACCCGAGACCACUCCAGUUGAAGUCCUGCUCUACAUCCCUGGGGUCGAAAUCUCCUUGAGCGCGGACUUCACUCGCACUGGCAAAAUGAAGUCCACCGGAGGCAGGAAGGACCAGAGGACCUGGACCUGGGGCCCUCAUGGGCAGGGCGCCAUCCUGCUAGUGAACUGUGACAGAGACAAUCCCAAAUCUUCCACUGUGGACUGCAAGGAUGACCAGCUUGACAGCCAAGACCUGAAGGACAUGUCCUUGGUGACCCAGACGAAGACCCCCAGGGACUUCAGCAAGCACCAGCUGGUGCUCCAUGUGGCCAAGUCUGAGAUGGAUAAAGUCAGGUGUUUCGAGCCAAUGGUGAACAGACAGCCCUCCAGGUACGGCAUGAUCCUGGGGCCACGGCACCCCUCUCACCCCCUGGAGCCCCAGGGUGGCCAUCACAGCACAGACUUCUAUGUGGAGGGCCUGGCUUCCCCAGACGCCAGCUUCCCAGGGCUCGUUUCCCUCAAUGUCUCCCUGCUGUUAUUUGCAAAUGAGGAUUUCCUGAAGUCAGUGGCUGCUCUGGCCAAGAAAGCCAGGUGCAGGCUGAGGGUCUGUGCCAAGGAGGAGAGCACGAAUGACCGGUGGAUGCAGGAUGAGAUGGAGAUCGGCUGCAUCCAAGCCCCACACAAAACGCUGCCCGUGGUCUUUGCCUCCCCAAGGAACAGAGGCCUGAAGGAUUUCCCCAUCAAAUGCAUGCUGGAGCAGCAGGAUGAAUUUGCCAGCUGUGCUGAGACUUUGGCCCUUCUCGCUGAUUUCAGUCCUAUUGUGUUCCGUGGCCAUGUCUCCAAGAGUCUCAGCUUCAAUGCCCUCCUUAGUGAGGCCAUCCUGGUACUGAAGGACACAUCCAUGCCCCUGGCAUUCUCCACUGUAGCACUCAAGGAAAGCCAGGAGACGCACCAGGACCUGCAGGAUUUCCUCAGUGCCCAGCAGGUGCAGGCCCCUGUGAAACUCUACUCCGACUGGCUGUCUGUGGGCCACGUGGAUGAGUUCCUGAACUUCGGUCCAGUGCACAAGAAGGGCUUCUGGCUGCUCCUGGCCAGCCCCAGGUCCUGCUACAAACUGUUCCAGGAGCGAAUGAAGGAAGGCCAUGGGGAGGCUCUGCUGUUCCAAGGGGUCAAGAACAAAACCCAGCAGAAAAUAAAGGACAUUCUGUCAAACGAGAAACUGAGAGAACAUAAUUCAUAUGUGGAGAAAUGCAUCGACUGGAAGGAGCUGGGCGUGAAGGAAGGGGACAUCGUGGACAUCCCCCAGCUCUUCAAGCUCCAGAAAGGCUUCAAAGGGACCCUCAAGGUGGAAGCCUUUUUCCCAAACAUGGUGAACAUGCUGGUGCUGGGGAAGCACCUGGGCACCCCCAAGCCCUUCGGGCCCAUCAUCAACGGCCGCUGUUGCCUGGAGGAGAAGGUGCGGUCCCUGCUGGAGCCUCUGGGCCUCCACUGCACCUUCAUCGAUGACUUCUACACCUACCACGUUCAGCAGGGGAAUGUGCACUGCGGCACCAACGUGCGCCGGCAGCCCUUCUCCUUCAAGUGGUGGUGCAUGGUGCCCUGA
This is a messenger RNA of Aethalodelphis obliquidens (Pacific white-sided dolphin), 1995 nucleotides long. RefSeq names its product peptidyl arginine deiminase 4 (gene PADI4). Gene Ontology annotation, biological process: chromatin remodeling. The record is from RefSeq and is a predicted model, not a curated record. Gene Ontology annotation, molecular function: histone arginine deiminase activity; calcium ion binding. Gene Ontology annotation, cellular component: cytoplasm; nucleus. Lineage: Eukaryota; Metazoa; Chordata; Mammalia; Artiodactyla; Delphinidae.